GUUGACUAGCCCAGGUACGCUCACGGGAGCGCAGACUCGCGCAGUAAAUAAACAAUGGCCUCAGAUGCCGGGACAGGAAUUGUACCGAUUUUGCCCAUGGGAUUCUGUCCGAACGUAACAACGGCGAUAUUAAUUUCAGGAUUACUUUAUGUUUGCUUUCUCUAUUUAACUAACAAUCACAAUUAUUGGAAAAUUAGAGGUGUUCCGUACGAAGAACCGAUUUUCUUGGCCGGUAGCCUCUUGGACGUGUUCAAAGGUAAACGCCAAAUAGGUAAACACUUCGGGGACCUGUACAAAAAAUUCGACGGGCCUUAUUUCGGGAUAUUCAUAGUCGGACAACCAUACCUGGUGAUACGCGAUCCGGAAAUAAUUAAAGACAUUACCGUGAAACAUUUCAAUAAUUUUGACAACAGAACGUUUGCGUGUGACAAGGAGGCGGACGACAUGACAGGUAACAGUCUGUUCGUAUUGCGGAAUCCAGACUGGAGGAAUUUACGUAACAAGUUGAGUUGCGUUUUUACAUCUGGAAAGUUAAAGGGCAUGUUUCCGCUUAUGCGUGACACAGCCGAAGAACUGCAGAAAUAUUUGGAUAGGCACGAGGGUCAAAUUUUGGAAUUCAAAGAAGUAUCCGGAAAGUACAUGACGGAUUUGGUAGCGUCGUGCUUUUUCGGUUUCCAAGCUGAAUCGUUCGUUCACGGGAAGGAAAGCGAAUUUCGGAAAAUUUGCAAGAAAAUGUUCGAUAUCGAUUUGUACCAUGCGAUGUGUUUGUUUUCGUAUUUCUUCGCGCCAAAACUGGUUUCGUUUUUUAAAUUGAAAAUGUUUGACACCAACUACCUGAAACAAGUGUUUUUGGAGACCGUGACCGAAAGAGAGAAGUCGGGCAUGAAACGUAAUGAUUUUGUUGAUUUGCUGUUUGACGCUAGAGACAUGUUGAUGGACAAGAAUAGCAGUACAAAAAUUGACGUUGUCUGCAUGGUAUCUCAGGCAAUAACGUUUUUACUCGCCGGUUUCGAAACGACCAGCAACGCGCUGGCGUUCACGCUUUACGAAUUGUGCCUCAGACCCGAUAUUCAGGAUAAACUCAGGGAAGAAAUCUGCCGGUAUUUUCCGGCCGAUGACGUCGAAAUAACGUUCGAAAAAGUACAACAAAUGAAAUAUCUGGACAUGGUGCUUGCCGAAACGCUGCGAAGGUAUCCGUUCGGCCCGUUCCUAAACAGGGAGUGCAAACAAGAUUACGUAAUUGAGGAGACCGGCCUGAAGAUCGAGAAGGGAACUCCGAUAUUGAUCCCGAUCGAUGGUAUCCACUUCGAUGAAAAAUAUUAUCCGGAAUCGGACAAGUUCGAUCCGCAACGCUUCCGCGAUGGAACGAAGAGUUUAUCUAAUUCCUGUGUGUACCUGCCGUUCGGUAAUGGGCCCAGAAAUUGUAUAGGAGCCAGGUUCGGUCUGGUAUGCGCCAAGAUUGGUUUGGUCCACAUCCUGCGGCAAUUUGAGGUUCAGCAGUGCUCAUCAACCCCAGUGCCUAUAGUGUUAAAUCCAAAGUCUCCUUUUAUGACCCCAGUUAAUGGAUUACCGAUGCUAGUUAAACGAUUGUAGAGCGUUCAGUGUCAUCACAAAAGACAAUCGCUGAAAUUUUCGUUCGUCAAGAAUCUUUGGUUCAAGUAAUCGUAUACAGGGUGUUCUCUAAUGAUCUGCGACAAUUUAAGUGAGAGUAAUUGAAAAACAAGUGAUGGUCCGAACCUGUUAUUGGGGCGUAGAUUUAACAGAUAAUUAGAUGAAUUAGAAGGUACCUAUCAUUCGCAACCUUUGUGAACAAAAAUUAAUUUUAAAUUUAAAUUAGACCUAAGUUUAAAAGAUAGUCAGAUGCAUUAGAGGGUAGCUACACUUUUAACUUGUAACUAACACAAGACAUCAUUUGAGCUGCGCUAUCCACUGUUUUACAAAUCGAAAGUAAUAAUUUUUA
This is a messenger RNA of Cylas formicarius (sweet potato weevil), 1960 nucleotides long. Its product is annotated as cytochrome P450 6k1-like. Lineage: Eukaryota; Metazoa; Arthropoda; Insecta; Coleoptera; Brentidae. Gene Ontology annotation, molecular function: heme binding; oxidoreductase activity, acting on paired donors, with incorporation or reduction of molecular oxygen; monooxygenase activity. The record is from RefSeq and is a predicted model, not a curated record. The coding region runs from base 55 to 1593 and encodes 512 amino acids. The transcript has 5 exons.